CGUCCCCGCCGCGGACUCGGGGCAGCCCAGUCACGCCAUCUGUCAGGACUGUACCCAGGGCAGCUCCUUCUCCCAGGAGGAAGCUUUGAAGACGGCUUUUCAAAAUCACCGCCGCGCUUCCUCCACUCCUUCCUUAAAGGCUCACGGCCGGGAGGGCGCGGCGUCAGCUUCUUCCCACCACCCCAGACCACUGAGCCCGGGGAAACUUGUAAAAAUUCGGGGCAGGAGCGCAGCCCAAGGACGCGCAGCUCAGCGGCGGGACCCCUAGCCGUGUCGGGACCAUGUCUGCGGAGACCGCGAGCGGCCCCACUGAGGACCAGGUGGAGAUCCUGGAGUACAACUUCAACAAGGUCAACAAGCACCCGGACCCCACCACGCUGUGCCUGAUCGCGGCCGAGGCCGGCCUUUCCGAGGAGGAGACCCAGAAAUGGUUCAAGCAGCGCCUGGCCCAGUGGCGGCUGUCAGAAGGCCUACCCUCAGAGUGCAGAUCCGUCACAGACUGAGGAGAUGGUGGUCAUUGGCGGCUUCCCUCCAUGAAGACCAUCUGCUGUUUCUCUCCUUGACUUAAUCAAGCUCUUUUGGUUUUUCAGUGUAGUGUCAUAUGCUCCUCUGUUAGCUGUCCUCCUAUUUAACACAACGUUGUAUUUUUUUUUUUAAUGUAUAUAACUAGAAAAGAAAAUAACAAUAGGAAGCUAUGGGCAGCUUCUGUGUAAAGCAGUGGCUUGGCUGGAAGCGGUGUGGCUUGCAUUUCCUUUGGGUCAUGAUGACAGAUGGUGUGAAAACCAUCUAAGUUUUCUUUUUGACCAUCACCUCCCAGUAACAAUUUACUUUCACCAUCCAUUUCAGAGCGGACAAGGCCUCUGUUGAAAAGAUAACAUGACCAAGAGGGAGAAACAUUUCCUUCUAAUUCUACUUCCCUAAGUCAUUUUCCUUGUGUUUCAUUUACUACAUUGAGAUUGAGUGAGAAUACAGAGGGAAUUUGAGUUAUUCAGAUUCCAUAAAGCAGUUCCUUGGAUUAUAGCUGAAUUAACUUGAAAAGCACUCAGGCUGGAAGACAGAAACUUCCACUGGCAGAAAAUCAAGUAACUAAGGAAAAAAAAUCCACAGAAGUCUUAAAUUUACCUUAUUUAAAUGCAUUUGUUAAAUUCAUUUUGCUAAACAAAAUGAACGGUGUUGUGUCUCUAAAAUGAUUUUCUAAAUAAAACCUUAACAUCUUGUUGAAAACGCA
Messenger RNA from Delphinapterus leucas (beluga whale), 1228 nucleotides. Lineage: Eukaryota; Metazoa; Chordata; Mammalia; Artiodactyla; Monodontidae. The record is from RefSeq and is a predicted model, not a curated record.